CGCUUGACCGAGCAGCUCAUCUCAUCCGCGCCCAUGCUCCCGUGCUCGCGCGCCAGGGCCGCCGUCUCUCCCGCACACCUCGCGCGCCAGAAAAGCACCGUCGCAGCGUUUAUUGCCCCGAGGACGCGCACGGGGCCGCCCCCCGCCCCGCCCGCCGAGCUCGCGUCUCCCUCGAGCAAGAACCUCUUCUCGCGCGUCCGCCAGAACAUCGCAAGGUCACACGAAGUCACCCGCGAUGCGACCCCCGCGAAGGCAAAUGUCUUCAACGAUGCACUCGCCAAUAUGCGCUCCGCGCUGAAGCAGUACGACUAUGAGCGCGCCGAGCAGCACUGGCGGCAGCUGCAGGAGCAUGACCUCGUUCAUUACCUUGGUCCUUCACAGCUGCACCAACUGUCGAAGUACCUGGUCAUGCACCAGACGAACAUGACUGCCAAGCGCUUGCAACCACAACGACGGCACGACCUCUUCAAGGAGGUCGCUGUGAUCGCCGCGGCGGGUGGCGCGCCGGACGCGCUCAGGGCCUACAUGCAGUACGCCGUGCGCGACAACCAGCCGCAACUCAUCCUAGAGGUUUACGAGCAGUAUCUAGCGGCAACUGCAGCAAACAAACCUGUCGAGCAGCUGGAGGACGAAGGAGAGGAGUUGAAGGACCACAAUGGAGUCGACCUUGCCGGUGUCUCCUUGGAUCCCGCUACCUUCGAUCGCGUUCAGUUCCUCCUCUUCGCCGUGACGGCGCACAUCAUGCUCGGCGACUUCCAUGCUGCUCUCCGCCUCUACGUCAACUACCCCUCCUCCAUCCCCCGCCAAAGUGUAAACACCUUCCUUCAAACUACUGUCGACAACUCCAGAUCUGUCCAAAUGCGCGAAGUCCUGCUCAAUCUCGACGCUGCUCGCUUGAUCAAGCAUCCCCAAAACAUGGCUGGACGGUUAAUGAGCUUCACUAGGACGAAGGGCUACAAGCAGGUUCAGGCCCUAUACGACAAGAUCGUCGAGGGCAUGUCGGGUCCGGACGCCUUCAUCGCCAGCGACGAGAGCUUGAUAAGCGAGCUCAGGCCAGUCGCUAUGACAGAAUAUCUCUGGACCUCCUUCGUCACCACAUUCCUUCGAUGUGGCAGGAAGGAUCUGGCGCAGGGUGUCUGGCAGAACAUGCUUUCCCUCGGCAUGCGCCCCGGGUUGUUCGUGUACACUGCGAUGCUCGACACGUAUGCGGACACAGGCGCGGUCGACGAUCUCACGCAGCUCUGGAAUACCAUCGUCCAGGCCAAACUGCAGCCCGACGCGCUGGGGUAUCGCGCACUCGUCGAUGGGUUGAUGAAGGCGGGGCGAUUGCAGGAGGCCCUGGAGCGGUAUGAGGAGUUCAAGCGCACCCAGCUGCCGAAAGCUCCCCCAGAACACGCCAUUACCGUCUUCAACACGAUGCUGCACGAGCUGCUGUUGUCGCGUUCGCCUAACGUAGCCAGCGACGUGUUCAAGGACAUGGUUCAACUGGGUAUCAAACCUGACCAGGUCACCUUCAACACAUUCCUCGCGUACUAUGCCCGGCGGGAAGACAUGACGGGAGUGUCCAACACCAUCCAGGCUAUGAGGGGAGCGGGGCUCUACGGGGACGAGUUCACGUAUACUUCGAUCCUCACUGCCUUGACUCGCGUCGGGCGCAAAGACGCGGCGGACCUGGUGCAUGGCAUCAUGACUUCGCUGAACCUGAAGCCGUCGGCACACAUGUACACCAGCCUCAUCACCCGACAGCUGAGGGAGGGCUCGGAGGCGAACUUGGAAGCCGCUUACAGGUUGCUGCACCUGAUGGAGACGACGCCCGGCCUCGCGCCGAGCGUCGUCACGUAUACGGCCAUUUUGGCAGGGCUACAUCGUGGCGACUGGUUGAACGAGGAGGAGCGGCAAAGACGACGGGACGACAUCAUGCACCGCAUGGCCGCCCGCGGCCUGCAACUCACUCGCGUCACAUACCACAUCCUGAUCAAAGCCUGCCUGGAGCAAGAGGAGAGCCUUUUGGAUGCUGUCAUGUAUUUCCGCGAGAUGCUCGCGCGCAAACUCGUUACGUCCGACGCAUGGUAUCUCAUACUCUCCGGGGUCGCGCACUGGGAGCGGUGGGACGUUGGGGACGAGUUGAUACGAUAUAUGCAGGUGCAGCGCGUAGAGGUGCUGCCGUCUGAUGGUGUGGGGACACGGAAGGGGGACCGUUACGACAUAUAAUAUAAUCUCUACUCCUCAUGACGCGCCGAGAAGGAAUGCCUUGCCCAAACCGAGCCGCUUGUAGCGGUCGAAUGCCCAGAAACUCCAUUUACGACCGAGAUAGCGGCCGAGUAAGGGGAGGAAGACCAUGCCGAAGAUGUCACGGAGCUGGUCGAGGUUUUCCUCCCACUCGAUGAGCGCCUGGAGGUAGCUGUCGUCCGAGCGCACAGACGACGUGUCCGAGAGAUCGUCGAGGGAGUCCAGCUCUGAGGCCAUUCUAGCGUUCGAAAUUACACCCAAAAACCCAAGCAGAGGGUACAAGAGAAGCUGCACGCCGUGGACGUAAGCUGGCGCGGUGGCGGGGGAGAGCAAGAACCGGG
Molecule: messenger RNA, 2570 nt
Organism: Schizophyllum commune H4-8
Lineage: Eukaryota; Fungi; Basidiomycota; Agaricomycetes; Agaricales; Schizophyllaceae
Exons: 3
Coding region: 34-2211 (725 amino acids)
Molecular function (GO): protein binding
Source: RefSeq, a predicted model, not a curated record